GCAGCUAAGAUUAAUAAAUUCACAAAUCAAAUUUUAAAUUUGUGUUCCGUUUGAAAAAAGCAACAAACAUAAGGGAGGGACGCUGUUUGUUCUCUUCAACGGUCUAAUUCUGGCGUCCUCCAUUACCAUAUGAUAAAGGCAGACCAGAAAAGCAAAUAAUUUAAAUAUUUUGCCAAAAAAGUGGCUUCAGCAAAGGCUUCCGUCUCAUUAACGUGGCAAAAGAUUUCCCCCAAUGUGGAUAAACCAAGUUAACGGCCACAAGAAGAGAUCUCAACAACUCCCAUUAUAUUGUAGGAGCCGCAGGAUAACCCAAUUCCGAUAAAAUUCAAAUGCCCAAAACAAUGCAGACAGACUUUGCGAUGGAUGUCCCUGUAUUUUAUUCAUUGAUGAAGAUAUUCAAUAAGAAUUUGCAUUUGAAUAGGAUUAUAUGUUGCAGCAGCAGAGCCUCCGAUGAAGCAGAAGCAGAUAUGGGAAAGAAGAGAGUCCCUAAAACUAAUGGGGCAACAGGGCGUAGCUCUACUGCUAAAUCUCUCGCUAAAAGUUGCCCUAAUGUGCAGCUGGUCCUUGCAGGCAGGAACAGGACUAUUCCAAAUGGAAGAAAAAUGUACAGUUCUAGAAACUGUAAUUUCUACUAAGACAGCUUAUAUAGAGGCAUGUGAUGAUUGGAGGUAUUCAUGUCUAGCAAAGAGUUUUCAUGAAAAAUCUGUACCUGCAGGAGUCCUUGCUAUCACCACAAGAAGGAUUGAUCCUGAAGUGAGCAACUGUAUGCCAUCUGCUAAAGCCUGCCUUUGUUUUUUCAGGAUACACACUCAUGAAAAACAUUAUAUGUCAGUAAAAUUCAUGGCUGCAGUUAUUUACAUACUUUUUGUGUAG
Messenger RNA from Cryptomeria japonica (Japanese cedar), 873 nucleotides. RefSeq lists its product as uncharacterized. The record is from RefSeq and is a predicted model, not a curated record. Lineage: Eukaryota; Viridiplantae; Streptophyta; Pinopsida; Cupressales; Cupressaceae. Bases 451 to 873 code for a protein of 140 amino acids. The transcript is spliced from 3 exons.